AACGAUGUCGUUUGUUGAAAAAAUGUUAGAAGAAAAGGUCUCUGAUCGAAAACGAAGCAGAGAGCUUCAAUGGCUGUCACUUCCUCUUCUAUGCUGCUUCGGAACUUCUCUACGGCGGGGAAGGUUGUUCAGUCUGUGAGAGCGACUUCGAGAAUUGUCUUCUCCACUGGAGAAUUGAUUAGGGUUCUUCCUUAUACUCGUUCCUCAAGAUUCAUUUGCUCUACUCGUGCUGCGCAUAAUGAAGAGGCGGCUGCAAAAGCUGCGGCUGCUGUUGCUGAUACUGGAGCUCCGACCAUAUUUGACAAGAUUAUAGCUAAAGAGAUUCCAUCUGACAUUGUUUAUGAAGAUGAGAAUGUUUUGGCAUUCAGAGACAUAAACCCACAGGCUCCUGUUCAUGUUUUGGUCAUCCCCAAGUUGAGAGAUGGUUUGACCAUGCUUAGCAAUGCUGAACCAAGACACGUAGAUGUUCUUGGGAAACUUCUACAUGCAUCCAAGAUAGUUGCUGAGAAGGAAGGAAUCCUCGAUGGGUUCCGUGUGGUUAUCAACAACGGUGCUGAAGCCUGCCAAUCUGUUUACCAUCUUCAUCUGCACGUCCUCGGGGGGCGACAGAUGAAAUGGCCACCCGGUUAAGAAGAAAGAUUCUCGUUUAACCAAAGAAUUUAUGGACAAGGAGCUCCAAAAUUGUCAACUCCAAUCCUGUCUUGUAUGGUUUAUGAGUUCUUACCACUGUCGGAUUUAUCCAGUUGUGAGUUCCUAGAGAUUAGAUAGAUUCCAUUUCCAAUUGUAAUCAAAUACUUUUUUUCUUUCUCUAUUCAUAGUUAGAAAUAAUUAUCAACAUUUUAUAUGA
Capsella rubella is the source of this 847-nucleotide messenger RNA. RefSeq names its product 14 kDa zinc-binding protein. Gene Ontology annotation, cellular component: cytoplasm. The transcript has 6 exons. Bases 70 to 630 code for a protein of 186 amino acids. The record is from RefSeq and is a predicted model, not a curated record. Gene Ontology annotation, molecular function: adenylylsulfatase activity. Lineage: Eukaryota; Viridiplantae; Streptophyta; Magnoliopsida; Brassicales; Brassicaceae. Gene Ontology annotation, biological process: sulfur compound metabolic process; purine ribonucleotide metabolic process.